AUGUGCUGUUCAGCACCAAAAUGGAAAGAAGAAAUUAAAAAUAAUAAGGUCACAGAUCAUAAAUUUGAUUUUGUUGACUUGGAUGAAUUUAAAUACACAAGUAUUACUGGAAAAUUAACUGGAAGAAUAACCUAUUCCUUUGUCUUCCUUGUUGUAUUAAAAUCCGUACUUAUUUACGUUGCUGAUAUAUGGACUGCUGGACUUUUACUUUUUUUUGACCGUUGGGGAUCUGCAAUACAACCAAAAAUUCCUUUCUAUGUUUCAAAAUGGAUUUAUAUUGGAAGUAUUAUUGCUUCAUUUUUACUUUUGGCUUGGGAUAUUAGAAAAGCUAAAAGGAUCUAUGACUCAAGAGAUAUAUCAUAUGCGUUUACCAAUAUUGUAGCUUACAGAGCUUAUACCUUGAAAAGUUAUGCCCAUUUUUGCUUUUUUAGCAAAAUUAAUAAUUCUCAAAAGUUGAUCGAUAAAAUCGCUUUCUUUGUGUUCUUUUCAUUUAAAGGUUGGAAACGUCUUCUCUUUGCUGAAGCACCACGUCAAGCCAUUAAUGGCACCACAUUAUUUUUCCUUAUUCAAUUAAAUAAAUCAAAACAAUAUCUUGAUAUCAACAACUAUGGAGAUAGUGUUCAUCGUCUUGCUAUGGCAACAAUGGCAUUUUCUCUCUUCCUUUUUCGCCUUAAGAAACAACACUAUGAAGCUGAAGUUGAACCUAAAGGAAAUUUUGCCCAUUCUAGCAAGAAAAAAGAUAUUGAAGCACAACCUUUUAAUCAGCCAACCUUACCAACUGUCGAUUACCUUGAUGAUUCAUUAUCAGGCUUGCCACCAUACGGUUUGUCAAGGUCUGGUACUCCGGUCCCUCAACGUUCUGGAACUCCAGGACUUGCUGUCCCAUCGCGAGCAGGAACAGUCAAUUACGGUCCCCCAACAAUUGGAACUCUUGAUUAUGGUCCACCGAGAGUCGGAACACCUGACUAUGGUCCACCAAGAGUUGGAACUCCUGAUUAUGGUCCACCAAGAUCUAGAACUCCUGAACUUGGCCCUCCGAGAGUUGGAACUCCUGAUUAUGGUCCACCAAGAGUUGGAACUCCUGAUUAUGGUCUACCAAGAUCUAGAACUCCUGAACUUGGCCCUCCGAGAGUUGGAACUCCUGAUUAUGGUCCACCAAGAUCUAGGACCCCUGAUUAUGGUCCACCAAGAUCUGGAACUCCCGGUCCGCCUAGGAUUGGAACUCCUGAUUAUGGUCCACCAAGAACUGGAACUCCUAGUUAUGGUCCACCACGUGGUGGAACAACUGGUCAUGGUCCACCUAGGUUUGGAACUCCCGGAUAUGGUCCACCGAGAGUUGGAACUCCCGGAUAUGGUCCAUCGAGGAUUGGAACCCCUGUAUCAAGAACUGGAACACCCGUUGGUUAUCGUGGACAUUAUACAGGUCAUCAUGGUGGCAAUUCAUCUGAACUUCCAGGUUAUUCAAAUAAUACUUCUACUGCAUAUCCAUUAGGAUCAGGUCAUCAAUAUCAAAAUAGAUCACAAUAUUCUGCACUUACUAGAACAGGAACUUCUAGUGCACCAAAAACUAGUUACGAAAGUUUAGUAACUGCUUUGGCUUCAAAACAAAAUCAAUCAUCAGUUCAAAGAGAAUCCUUAGACGAAAAUCCUCAUAAUAAACCAUUUAUUGAUGAUCAAUCAAUUAAGGAACAUUACUAUAAAGAUUUCAAUAAUUCGGAUUAUCAAGAUUCACAAAAUUCACAUACAAUAAUACCACCACCACAAUCAUCUUCAAUAUCAUCAGGUUAUAACAAUAGUCAAUUAUCUCGAAAUAAUAGCAUGAAUCCUGGUUCUGACAUAGCACCUACAGGAUAUUGA
Dentiscutata heterogama is the source of this 1857-nucleotide messenger RNA. Lineage: Eukaryota; Fungi; Glomeromycota; Glomeromycetes; Diversisporales; Gigasporaceae. The record is from the annotation of a GenBank genome assembly.